This is a messenger RNA of Penicillium oxalicum, 891 nucleotides long. Its product is annotated as sucrase/ferredoxin-like domain-containing protein. Lineage: Eukaryota; Fungi; Ascomycota; Eurotiomycetes; Eurotiales; Aspergillaceae. The coding region runs from base 1 to 891 and encodes 296 amino acids. The transcript has 2 exons. The record is from RefSeq and is a predicted model, not a curated record.
AUGCUUCGGUCCCUGUAUUCUCUCGCCCUCGGCUUUGAGCCCGAGUAUAUUUUUCCCAAAGUGAGCACCGAAACAGAUGGGCCGGAAUGUUUGAUGGACUGCGCCGAUUGCACGACACAUUUCCCCGAGAAACUCAAGAUUGAAGAGUAUCUGCCGCUCUAUGGGUUCAUCAAAGAGUUCCACUCGCAUGUGCUCAUUGCCACGGGACGCUCGGACUGGAAGGAAAAGGUCGAGCAGGAGAGGGGGAGUUUAAUGGAAGCAUUCAAUGACUCCUCAGCGAGAUCGAAGCGAGGUCGCUACAUGGUCUCCGCAUCAAACAUACAAUCACCACUCAACGCAUCCGGAUCGGAAAAAACCCCGGAUGAUGCGACGACAGUUUUGAUUUUACCACAGUUCGUGUAUGUUGACUCUGUUACUCAGGGUGAUGUUCCGUGUCUGGUUCGUCAACUCGUCGACUAUCCUCACGUUUUCGAAAGCAACGAAACUCAAACGAACCCUGCCGAUGGUCUGGCCACACGACCAUGUGAGCUGGAUUAUGUGAUUCUGCUCUGUUCCCACAGACGACGGGACGCCCGGUGUGGUAUCACAGCACCGCUGAUCAAGCGAGAAAUGGAGAGACAUCUACGGCCAUUGGGAUUGGACCGUGACAUGGAUGACUCGCGAUCCGGGGGUGCAGGCAUCUUCUUCGUUUCCCACGUGGGCGGACACAAAUACUCAGCCAACGUCCUCAUCUACCGGAGAAAAGAGCAGCAAAUGAUCUGGUUGGCUCGUGUGCGACCGGAACAUUGUGAGGGUAUCGUGAAGUACACUGUCCUCCAAGGGAAGGUGGUCCAUCCCGAAACGCAACUACGUGGGGGAUUCGAUCGUCUACGGGGGUUGACAAGCUGGUGA